CUGGGCAUCUGCUCCCUUUGUGCUGCCCGAGUGCCUUCCCCCUGGGGUCAAGGGGUGUAGGGGAGCAGAAAGAGAGGCUGACACACCUCCAGUGAUGAACAGGCCGAUCCAGGUCAAGCCAGCCGACAGCGAGAGUCGAGGAGAAGACCGGAAGCUCUUUGUGGGGAUGUUAGGAAAGCAGCAGACAGAUGAGGAUGUCCGGAAGAUGUUUGAACCAUUUGGAACCAUAGACGAGUGCACUGUGCUCCGGGGGCCAGACGGUACCAGCAAAGGCUGUGCCUUUGUGAAGUUCCAGACUCACGCCGAGGCCCAGGCAGCCAUCAACACCCUCCAUAGCAGCCGGACCCUGCCGGGUGCCUCAUCCAGCCUGGUGGUAAAGUUUGCUGACACAGAGAAGGAGCGAGGUCUCCGCCGAAUGCAACAGGUGGCCACCCAGCUGGGCAUGUUCAGCCCUAUCGCCCUCCAGUUUGGAGCCUACAGCGUCUACACUCAGGCCCUGAUGCAGCAGCAGGCAGCCCUGGUAGCAGCUCACAGUGCCUACCUCAGCCCGAUGGCCACCAUGGCUGCCGUGCAGAUGCAGCACAUGGCUGCCAUCAAUGCCAAUGGCCUCAUCGCCACCCCUGUCACUCCAUCCUCAGGAACCAGCACCCCUCCUGCCAUUGCUGCCACGCCCGUCUCUGCCAUCCCUGCUGCCUUGGGCGUCAACGGCUACAGCCCGGUGCCCACCCAGCCCACGGGGCAGCCUGCCCCUGAUGCUCUGUAUCCCAACGGGGUUCACCCUUACCCAGCCCAGAGCCCCGCUGCCCCUGUGGAUCCCCUCCAGCAGGCCUAUGCAGGAAUGCAGCACUACACAGCAGCCUAUCCUGCAGCCUACAGCCUAGUUGCACCCGCGUUCCCGCAGCCUCCAGCCCUGGUCGCCCAGCAGCCCCCACCACCACCUCAGCAACAGCAGCAGCAGCAGCAGCAGCAACAACGGGAAGGCCCUGAUGGCUGCAACAUCUUCAUCUACCACCUGCCCCAGGAGUUCACGGACUCAGAGAUCCUCCAGAUGUUUGUCCCUUUUGGUCAUGUCAUCUCAGCCAAAGUCUUUGUUGACCGGGCCACCAAUCAGAGCAAAUGUUUUGGCUUUGUGAGUUUCGACAAUCCGGCCAGUGCCCAGGCUGCCAUCCAGGCAAUGAAUGGUUUCCAGAUUGGCAUGAAGCGCCUCAAAGUCCAGCUAAAGCGGCCUAAGGAUGCAAACAGGCCCUACUAAGGGCUUCAGGUCUCGAGAUACCAGAGGAAGGGGCACUUGAUACUCUCUUCCCAUGACUGGCCCCGGCCUUCUCUGCACAUCUGCCCUGGGCCUUGAUUGGAAUCUGGGGCAAAAGCUGCUUCAUGGCCCUAAGGGCCCAGGACCUGGCUCACUCCACCACCUUGCCUCUCUGAAGGGCCAUGGUUUUGCUUCCCUGGCUCCAAGAGCCUAUUUCCUCCCCAGUGUCCUUUUGGCCUUUGUGAGGAAGCAGGGAAUAGGCUCGAAGGCUCAGGGGUAUCUGCCUUCUGCUAAGGCUCCGAGUCGGGCCUCUGCACCCACCGCUCACACUUGCUCCCCUCAGUGGGCCUGGGGUGGCUGUGCAGGCCCAUGAGGGCAGCCGGGCGGGCGGGCGACCUCUCUCCCAAGCGUCCUCACCCCAGCCUCUUCCCCAGUAGGGGCUUCUCAGAAGCUGGUUCUCACAUUUCCCUCCACCCUCAGCUAGAGGUAAGGGUAUCUCCAAAUCCCAGGCUCCCAGCCCUAAAGCUCACUGCCUCCCCCAAGGGCCCCCUCAAAGGAGGGUGUGGGGGAGCCCUGAGGGCUGCCUCUCUGCCAGUCAGUCACAGAGACCCUCCUUUCACGAGGAAAAGACCUUCCCCUGAACCCCUAAAAAUGUUUACAGUCUCUGCUGGCCCCUCCAUGUAUAUACCAUGACCACCAGGGCAUUGCCAGUCCAACCAGCCAGACGCUGCCAUCCCUCUUUCUGGGAGUUUAGACAAUGUUGCCCUUGGAUUUUUUUUCCCUCUCUCUUGAUUUCUCCCUUUGCUUUGGGGGUAAUUGGGUAUUUGGGAGGAAGGGUGUGGGGAGGGCUAAAGGGGUUUAUUACCUGUUCAUUUUCUUUAGGAAGAGGUUUUAGGGAAAAGAACAAUGGGUGGGGGUGGGAUGGUAAAGGGCGAGAAGGGGGAGUCAAUUUCUGACAGUUCUCUACGCUUUACUUAUUUAUUGAGUUUUACUUUUGAAGAGUUGGUCUUUUCUGUCUAAAUAAAGAAAAAAGUUUAAAAGCACCAAA
Messenger RNA from Peromyscus eremicus (cactus mouse), 2297 nucleotides. It is a transcript of the gene Celf3, whose product is annotated as CUGBP Elav-like family member 3. Lineage: Eukaryota; Metazoa; Chordata; Mammalia; Rodentia; Cricetidae. The transcript has 12 exons. Gene Ontology annotation, molecular function: mRNA binding. The coding region runs from base 95 to 1252 and encodes 385 amino acids. The record is from RefSeq and is a predicted model, not a curated record. Gene Ontology annotation, biological process: mRNA splice site recognition; regulation of alternative mRNA splicing, via spliceosome. Gene Ontology annotation, cellular component: ribonucleoprotein complex; nucleus; cytoplasm.